Molecule: messenger RNA, 1116 nt
Organism: Penicillium samsonianum
Lineage: Eukaryota; Fungi; Ascomycota; Eurotiomycetes; Eurotiales; Aspergillaceae
Product: ferritin-like domain-containing protein
Exons: 5
Coding region: 1-1116 (371 amino acids)
Source: RefSeq, a predicted model, not a curated record
AUGAGGUUCACUAAUCUUGCCCUCACCGGUGCCGCCAUCGGUCUUGCUAACGCAAGUCCGGUCUCGAAGCGUGCUGUCAGCGAUGCCGACGUCCUCAACUAUGCUCUUACGCUUGAGCAUCUUGAGGCCUCUUUCUACGAGGAGGGUCUCAAGAACUACACUCAGGAGGACUUCGUCAAUGCUGGCAUGAAGGACCCUUUCUAUGCCAACCUGAAGGAGGUGGCUUCCGAUGAGAAGGACCACGUGAAUUUCUUGACCUCCGCGCUCAAGGCUGCCGGUGCCUCUCCCGUUGCCCGCUGCACCUACAACUUCCCAUCCACCGACGUCAGCGGCUUCCUGGCCCUUGCCAGUGUUCUUGAAGGUGUUGGAGUCAGCGCUUACCUCGGAGCCGCGGCCUCCAUUAUGAGCGACACCUACUUGACAGCUGCCGGCAGCAUCCUCACCACAGAAGCCCGACACAGCGCGUACCUGCGCGCCUCGCUCGGUGAAGUACCCUUCGCCCAGGCCUUCGACAACCCCCUCAGCUUCAACGAGGUGUACACCGUCGCCUCCCCCUUCAUCGCCUCAUGCCCCUCCAGCAACGGCGCGCUGCCCGUAAAGGCUUUCCCCGCGCUCACGAUGAGCUCGAUGGACGCCGUCAUGACAGGCUCACAGGUGGAGCUGAUGGCCGGCAGCGGCUUCAACACCAGCACUACCGACGUCAACGCCGCCUUCAUUACCGUCACCGGUCCGGUCUGGGCUCCUCUCAAGCCCAUGGGUGAUGGAAAGUUCACCGUCACUGUUCCCAAGGGCGUCGCUGGACAGAGCUACGUCGUCCUCACUAAGGGCAAUAAGCAGGCGACUGAUGACAAUAUUGUUGCUGGUCCUGCUAUCGUUGAGAUUGGAAAGAAGACUGCUAUGGGUACCCCGAGCGGUAUGGCUGCUAUGGGUAUGGGUGGCAAGAAGAACAUGACUAUGCCUACUCCUUCUAAGUCUAUGGCUGGAUCCUGGAGCAGCUCCUCUGCUACUGCGUCUGCUUCUGCUUCUCCUAUGUUUACUGGCGCUGCUCAGAAAAUGUCCGGUAGCGCUGCUGGUGUUGUUGCUGCUGGUCUUUUUGCUGCUGUGGCUCUGAUCUGA